Molecule: messenger RNA, 1839 nt
Organism: Protobothrops mucrosquamatus (brown spotted pit viper)
Lineage: Eukaryota; Metazoa; Chordata; Lepidosauria; Squamata; Viperidae
Gene: KHDC4
Product: KH domain containing 4, pre-mRNA splicing factor
Exons: 14
Cellular component (GO): nucleus
Molecular function (GO): RNA binding
Source: RefSeq, a predicted model, not a curated record
AUGUCAGCGGGCGGCGCGGGGCAGCGGGAGCCGGGGGCCUCGGGCGGGCGCCGCAGCAAAUGGGACCAGCCGGGGCCUUCGCCAGCUCUCUUCCUCCUUCCUGCUACCACGCCUGUGGCCGGCCGCCUCGUCCAGGGCGGCGGAGACGGAAUGUCCGGCUCGGAAGGCUCGGCGGCUCCUUUGGGAGCGCUGGACGCUGCGGCGGCCGUGGCCGCGAAAAUCAACGCCAUGUUGAUGGCAAAAGGGAAGCUGAAGCCCUCGGCCACUUCCGCAGACAAGCUCCAGGCUUCAGGCAAAGGUCCGGCAGGCAACAAAAGCAAAGAUGAUCUCGUGGUGGCCGAAGUGGAGAUCAACGACGUGCCGCUGACCUGCCGGAAUCUCCUAACAAGAGGACAGACGCAGGACGAGAUAAGCAAGCUGAGUGGGGCAGCAGUCUCCACUCGCGGGCGCUACAUGACUGCGGAAGAGAAAAUCAAAAUUGGCCCUGGUGAUCGUCCCCUAUACUUGCAUGUCCAAGGACAGACGAGAGAACUGGUGGACAGAGCUGUCAACCGGAUCAAAGAAAUCAUCACCAACGGAGUGGUCAAAGCGGCCACCGGCUCCAGCCCCACCUUCAACGGGGCCACGGUGACCGUCUACCACCAGCCUGCCCCCAUUACCCCCUUGCCCCCCACUGUCGGGCAGAAGGCGCCCUUCCAGUCUGGCGGAAUGCAUUACGUCCAGGACAAGCUGUUUGUGGGCUUGGAACACGCCAUCCCCACCUUCAGCGUCAAGGAGAAGGUGGAAGGGCCGGGCUGCUCCUAUUUGCAGCACAUCCAGAUAGAAACGGGGGCCAAGGUGUUCCUUCGGGGGAAGGGCUCCGGCUGCAUCGAACCCGCCUCCGGGCGCGAAGCAUUCGAACCCAUGUACAUUUACAUUAGCCAUCCCAAGCCAGAAGGCCUGGCGGCAGCCAAAAAGCUUUGCGAGAACUUACUACAAACUGUCCACGCCGAAUACUCGCGGUUUGUAAACCAGAUGGCCACCACGAUGCCCUUAACAGGAUUCACGCAACCGGCAACUCUCGCCACCGUUCCCCCCCAGCCGCCGUAUUACCCGCCCAACGGCUUCCAGGCCAGCUACCCCAUGGCUCCACCCCCUCAGCAACCCGGCCAGCCUCCUUACGUGAUGCCGGGCAUCGGACCUCCAGCGGUCCCCAUGGCACCCGGCGUACUGGCCCUCCCCACCGGCGUCCCACCGGUGCCCACCCAGUACCCAAUUACGCAAGUCCAGUCCGCUGCGACCACAAGCCAGACCCCGCUUGGCGCUCCUUUCUUGCCUGCUGCUCCUGGAAAGACCCCCCUGCCGAGUGGGACGCAGCCCCCCGGACAGCCCCUGCCGGGUCAAAAAAGGCGAUUUACGGAGGAACUUCCGGAUGAACACGAAUCCGGAUUGCUGGGCUACCAGCAUGGACCCAUUCAUAUGACUAAUUUAGGUACAGGCUUCUGCAUUCCGACCGACCUGGAUGGGACAGGCCCGAAGCCAGCAUGUUCCUCAGGAAAGGAGAGAGAGAGGGACAGGCGGGACUAGAAUUCCCCAUCNCCAGUGAUGGGGAUGAAGCCGGAGCCGGACGACCGAAACGGGUCCUUGGGGGGCAGCAACGAUCACCCUGCCAAGAAGAUGAAAAGCGGAGAAAAGGAACUGGGGCUGGUGGCCUACACCGGCGACUCGUCGGACGAAGAGGAAGACCACGGGAGUCUUAAAAAUGCAAGUAGCUACUCGCAGACGUGGAGACUAGGGUACCAGUAUCCGUCUUCGCAGCAGCGGGCGAAGCAGCAAAUGCCGUUUUGGAUGGCCCCUUAA